Messenger RNA from Olea europaea var. sylvestris, 979 nucleotides. Its product is annotated as dnaJ homolog subfamily B member 6-like. The record is from RefSeq and is a predicted model, not a curated record. Bases 297 to 779 code for a protein of 160 amino acids. The transcript is spliced from 5 exons. NCBI's taxonomy places the organism in Eukaryota, Viridiplantae, Streptophyta, Magnoliopsida, Lamiales, Oleaceae.
CACCCUCUAAAGUCCGAACGUCUGGAAGUUUCUUUCUGCGUCAGAUUCUCUCUUGCUAUCUUGCGCCAGAUAUUUUCAGCCCAACAUUGCCACUCUUUCCUUACAAAUUUGCAAUUUCUCCUAAUUCAGCUACGUCCAUUGUUUUGCUUUCGUGUCAAAAACUUUUGCUAAAAUCUAUGUAUGCUUGAGCAAGCACAAUUCAUUGCUGAUUGUCCGUGUUCGGCAGCCUUUGAUUUUAAAUCGUGGCACAGUUUUCUCAAACUUGAGAUUUUGGAUUCCCGGUAGAAGAAUUUGGUAUGGAUCGAGAAGGAGGUUCCAAAGGAUCGUGCUAUUACUCCGUGCUUGGAAUUCGCAGGGAUGCCUCCUUCUCUGACAUCCGCUCUGCUUAUCACAAGCUCGCCCUGAAAUGGCAUCCAGAUAGGUGUUCGAAAAACUCUUCGGACGUCGGAGAAUACAAACGCCGCUUCCAGAGAAUCCAAGAAGCCUAUUCAGUGCUGUCUGAUCAGGGGAAGAGAUCAAUGUACGACGCCGGAUUCCUCGAUCUGUUUGAGGAGGAUGAGGGCAUGGGUGAUUUUCUGCAUGAUCUGAUGAAUAUAAUGGAGGAAAAUGUUGGGGCUGAGGAGGAGAGUCUAGAGGAUCUUCAGAAAACAUUUGUGGAUUUGUUCGGUGAGGAUUUGGUCAACAUGAUGCAGGAGACUGAUAAUCGAACGGUGAGAAAGAGGACACGUGAUCAUGGAAACAAUGCGAGGGUUAAACCGAAACGUAGCACCAAUGUUUAGACUUUCUACCCAAUCCUGCCCUUUUGUGUACUUAAUUACCAAUCAAAUGUGUUUAUUGGGAUGAGGGUAGAUUAGGUAAGUUAAAAAGGACUAUCUAUUUAGAUUUUUUCGUGCGUACUGUUUGGUGGGUGCCAAGACUUUUUGGUUGUGUAAUAAAGUUACUUUCAUUUGGAUAUUUAAUUGCGUUUCUUUGAAGUAAA